CACUCUCACUCUUCUCUCUCUACAGUUUUCUCUCUCUCUCUCUCUCUCUCUCUCACUCUCACUCUUCUCUCUCUACAGUUUUCUCUCUCUCUCUCUCUCUCUCUAAUUCAUCAUCGGAUCUGAGUUCCCCAAAGUUAAAACCCCUUCUUCCAAUAUUGUCCGAUCUCUCCGCUUCCCCACACAAUCACACAAUCACACACACACACACUCCAAACCCGCACACAUACUGUGUGUGUGUCUCUCUCUGAAUACGUACGUGUAUACCUAAGGUUGUAGCAGAGAGUGGAGAGUUGGUUGGGAGCAGUAUUCGGUCGGUUCUCGGGUCGGGGCCCGGCCCCAGUGGGAGAUGGAUCGGGCAUUGUGAGCUGGAUUCGAUGGGAGGUGAUAGACGAUGAGCAAAGCCGGGGAAGAAGAAGAAGACGAGGAGUGCUUCCACGACUCGCUCGACCGGCUCCUCUCUUCCUCCAACACUUCUUGCUCUUGCUCUCCUUCCACUUCCGACCCAGAAGAAGACUACGAUCCCAACUCGAAUUGCAGCCCUGAUUACAAUGACCCAGUGCCCAAAUUCCCCAUGGGAGUCUCCCAGAACUACGAUGUUUGGAUUUCUCAGCCAUCGUCGGUGGAGGAGAGACGCAUCCGCCUCCUCCGCCAGAUGGGCCUCACCCGUGACCCCUCACUCCUCCGCCACCGCCCUUCCCUCUCCCUCUCACUCUCAUCCCAUCACUCGAACCCCCUUGGUGAGAAAUCUUACAGUACUGAUGAUAAUACUUCGAAAGUCCUUGAUAAUAGUAGUGAUUCCGUUAAUGGUGAUGAUAGUAGUAAUCGUAAUGGUAGAGCAUCUGGGAUGGUCCGAUCUAAGUCUGAUGGAAACUAUAAUUCGCGCAAGACUUCGCAAGUUCAUUCGAAUAAUUCGGCAACAGGUGGAAUUGGUAUAGAUGUAAAUAAUGAUAACGGGAGUGAUAUUCAAAGCCAUUGCCGUAUGGAAAGAUCAAGAAGCAGCAAUCAGUCGCCUGUCAGAAGUACGGUUUCUCCAAAUAAACCCCCAAAGGUGAAGAUUAGAAUGGAUUGUACACGAAAUGGGAGCUUUAACAGCUUGUUGCCCGUCGUGAGGAAUGAAGAGUCGGACCGGAGUUUGGAGUGUAACGGGUCAGAUGAUGUUAAUGGCGUAUGUAUGAUAAAGAAUCUUGACAAUGGAAAGGAAUUUGUGGUGAAUGAGGUGAGGGAGGAUGGGACUUGGGAAAAGAUCAAGGAAGUGGGAACUGGGCGCCAGUUAACCAUGGAGGAGUUUUCAUCCGAGAUGUGUGUCGGGACUUCACCGAUUGUACAGGAGUUGAUGAGGAGACAGAACGUUGAAGAUGGGAACAAAGAAUGCUUGGAUUCAAAUGCUGAUCGGAGCUUCGGGGGUGCAUCUAAGUUGAAGAAGAGAGGGGGUUGGCUGAAGAGUAUAAAGAAUGUGGCAAGUUCAGUUACAGGGCAUAAGGAGAGAAGGAGCAGUGAUGAGAGGGACACAUCAUCUGAGAAGGGUGGGAGGCGGUCAAGCUCCGCCACAGAUGACAGCCAGGAUGUCUCCUUCCAUGGGCCAGAGAGAGUCCGAGUCAGGCAGUAUGGGAAAUCUGUUAAAGAGCUUACAGCACUAUACAAGAGCCAGGAGAUACAGGCACACAAUGGGUCAAUUUGGGCAAUUAAGUUCAGUUUGGAUGGGAAAUAUCUGGCUAGUGCUGGUGAAGACUGUGUGAUUCAUGUGUGGCAGGUCGUGGAAACAGAGAGGAAGGGAGAUUUCUUUUUUGAUAAAUCUGAAGAUGGUAAUUUCAAUCUUCUGUUUCUAGCCAAUGGAUCGCCAGAGCCGUCGUCAAUGUCACCAAAUUUAGAUGGUCUCUCAGAGAAGAAAAGACGAGGGAGGUCAUCUAUAAGUAGAAAGUCUGUGAGUCUUGAACAGAUUUUGGUGCCUGAGACAGUGUUUGCCCUUUCAGACAAACCUAUCUGUUCAUUUCAAGGACAUUUAGAUGAUGUACUGGAUCUCUCAUGGUCCAAGUCUCAGCAACUGCUAUCGUCUUCAAUGGACAAGACGGUGCGUCUGUGGGAUUUGUCUAGCAAGUCUUGUUUGAAGAUCUUUUCACACAGUGACUAUGUAACCUGCAUCCAGUUUAAUCCAGUUGAUGAUAGAUACUUCAUCAGUGGAUCUCUAGAUGCUAAGGUGCGAAUAUGGAGCAUUCCUGAUCGCCAAGUUGUUGAUUGGAAUGAUUUGCAUGAAAUGGUCACUGCUGCUUGCUACACACCUGAUGGACAGGGGGCACUAGUUGGUUCAUACAAAGGUAGCUGUCGCUUAUACAACACAUCAGAAAAUAAAUUGCUGCAAAAAAGUCAGAUCAAUUUGCAGAAUAAAAAGAAGAAAUCUCAUCAGAAGAAAAUAACAGGAUUCCAGUUCGCACCAGGAAGUACAUCAGAGGUGCUUGUGACAUCUGCAGAUUCCAGAAUUCGUGUCUUAGAUGGUGUUGAUCUGGAUCUUGUUCACAAGUUCAAAGGGUUCCGCAAUGCAAACAGCCAAAUUUCAGCCUCCCUCACUUCUAAUGGGAAAUAUGUAGUUUCUGCCAGUGAAGAUUCAUAUGUUUAUGUAUGGAGACAUGAAGGUGAAUCCCGACCAAACAGAAGCAAAGGUGUUACUGUUACUCGGUCUUACGAGCUUUUCCAUUGUCGAGACGUAUCUGUGGCAAUCCCCUGGCCUGGCAUUUCCGACACAUGGGGUCUCCAAGAUACUUGUGCUGGAAGGCAAAACGGUGCACUUGAUCGUCUUGAAGACGUAUUAAAUGCAUACCAUCCAACUACACCAGUCGAAGAAACUAACGGCAGCGAAGGCUCGCCAUUAGCAUCUGGGUGCAGUAACAGCCCUCUUAAUGGAACUCUAUCUAGCGCCACAAACAGCUACCUCUUUGAUAGAAUCUCAGUAACAUGGCCUGAGGAGAAACUUCUCUCAGCUACUAAGAGCCGUAGCCCUCGUGUCAGCGUAGACUUCUCUAACGGUUUCUACCAAAACCGGUCAGCCUGGGGUAUGGUCAUAGUAACUGCAGGCCUCACAGGAGAAAUCAGGACUUUCCAGAACUUCGGAUUGCCUGUUCGAAUUUAGGCAUCAAGGGACUCUGAAACACGUGACUAUAAGCACCUCAACGAGUCCUAAGCCCCAAGUAUGCAAAAAUUUGUACAGAUAUCAGAGAGGUUGUAAUAUUAGCGAGUUCUCUAUUUCUUUUUUUUUUUUUCUUUCUUUUUGUAUUUUCUUGUACCUGUGCCAGUCGGAUCCACGACUCAGCCAAGAAGCCUUGCUGACGGCACUGGUGAAAAAGUAGAAUUCUCAGGAGUGAAGAAGAGGGGGGUGGGCAAAAGGUAAAGAAGAUGUUACAGCAUUGAGUUUUAGACACCGAUUUAUUUUGUGUAAUCGGGAAGUGUAGAGUUAAGGGGGCGUUGUCAUCUAAGCCAAAUUCUUUAUCAAUUCAUUCAAUUUUAUUUAGGGCGUUGUAUACAUAAAAGUUGGGAGUGAAGCUAAAGCUGAAACUGGAAUGUGAAAAGGAUGAGCAUUUCCAUGUUCAUUGCACAUCCCAGUUUUAAUGUACUCUUUUCUGUACAUGAUUUUGUAAUUGACAGACAUUCUUCACAAGCAAAAAGAAAAAAAAAACAAGUAUCAUUUGCGUUUC
Molecule: messenger RNA, 3683 nt
Organism: Sesamum indicum (sesame)
Lineage: Eukaryota; Viridiplantae; Streptophyta; Magnoliopsida; Lamiales; Pedaliaceae
Molecular function (GO): protein binding
Source: RefSeq, a predicted model, not a curated record